This is a messenger RNA of Chara braunii, 1546 nucleotides long. The record is from the annotation of a GenBank genome assembly. NCBI's taxonomy places the organism in Eukaryota, Viridiplantae, Streptophyta, Charophyceae, Charales, Characeae.
GGUAGUGUGUUUUUUCAAAUUCAAACCAGCGUGCCCCGGGCGCAAUGCGGCAGUGCUGCGUUUCCUUGCAUGACCGUUGUUGUGCAGAGGAGCAAACGGGCAGGUUACAGUGUCCCGGUGCGGUUGUGUGUGUCCUCCGGCAUGGCAGUAGCGAGUCACGUGGCCAGCAUAAAGUGCACGAUCAUGGUGGCUGUGUGCGUUGUCCAUUGCCCUGUUGUCGCGUUCUGAUGACGCAAGUGCGUAUGGCAGACCUGUUGAGGAAGACUGCUCUCCUUGCUCUCCUCCUGUUCGCCUUGCUGGCCGUUCUUGUCGUCCAGCUGUGGCAGCUAGGCAGGCGGGCUGCAGUACAGCGUCGGCCGAAGUCGUCGAAGAAGAAGGUUAGGUUCGUAGGUGCAGAAAAGUCGAUGGGGGAUUAUCGUUCAGGGGCGGGGCGAGAGCACGGGAUGGAAGGGGCAGGCUUUACCAGCGGGACGGAUGUGCAGGAACAUCGUUUUGAUCCGGCGUUGUACUCGCAUCUCCCCUCUUGGCAACAGCCCCUGCCAGACGAUAAUCAUUGGGAACCGCCUCUGUCGACUCUUCCACUUGGAUGGGGGUCGACGCAGACUUCUUACGACACGGUGGGGAUACCUCACCGUCGUGCCAGUUCCAUGGGGCCCAUGUCUGCGCUCCUCGGCGAAGUUCGCGAAGGGGGCGGACAUCCUCUUGAUCUUCAUCUAUCCCCUUCAUGCAGCAUGCACGUCUCGAGGACGCUGAUCGUCGACCACAGCAGCGAUGGCCGCCGUCCCAUGACAGUUGCAACGGAUGUGCCUACGAAGGGAUUGUCCAGCGUGUCAGUGAAUCGGCAACAAGAAGUGGCGAUGAAGGACAUUGGUGCGGCUGCUGUGGAUAGCGUGCAGAGGGGUGUAACGGGUGGGACGACGGCUGCAGAAUCCCCGCCUGUCAUUGAAGGAAUCAUAGCGCGAGUGUCAAACAUGCGUGCGACGGGCCAAGGUGAACAGGGUGGCGUCGGGAACGCGGGUUGUGAGGAAGAGGGUGAAGUCGAUGGCGACGACGAAGAUGACUCAGAUACUGAUGAGGAGGAGGAGGACGGUGUUCAAGAAGUGACAACUCGUGGGGGCAAGAAAAAAGGAAGCAAUGGCCAUGGGAAACUUGAAGAGGGAUAUCAGGAGGACUACCUCACGAAUGCUGGUAGAAACUUUGCGCGGAUGAAGAUGAAAGAGUGGAAGUGGACGGACAUAUCAAACCGGAUGAGGCAGCAAGGUGUAAUGCGAGACUGGGACUCGUGCAUGAAGAGGUGGGAGAACGUCAUUGGCCAUUACAAGAAAGUGCUUGAGAGGGAGAAGGAGUCUGGUGUGGAAUCCUUCUUCACACAGACGCCGAAGCAGCGCAAGCAGCUCGGGUACAAGUUCACGAUGGACCGGAUGGUGUAUGACGCCAUUGACGGGAUGCAGCAGGAUAACUAGGCUAUACAUCCGCCAAAUCUGGCGGACUCGGGCAUUCCCCAACCUCAACAGUCCCAACAAGGCGAGAAAAGCCAUGUCCACGG